GACUUUGCGCAAACUCGUUAAACCCGAACGCGGCUAGGUGUCCGUCGGCCGUGCGCCGCGUCGCCUUUGGACGGCGUGUGUGCGUAGUAGGCCGCGUAAAGCGCGUUGCGGCGCCCGAUGUAGCGUGUGGCCGAGAUUAAGCGUCGUUUAUUUGGCGUAAAUUGGCUUAAUUAACUUCGUUUGUUGUUGCUUUCUUUUAGGCUGUGCGUCUUCGACGCAGCAGGCACCAGGGAAGAAAACAGCGAAAAUGGGGAAAUUAACGUACGCAUCAUAUAAAAGAUAUGCGAAAGUGAAGUGUAUGACUUAGUUUCACGAUUCUUGUGCGUUUGAGACGACGCCGUUUGUUACGCAUGCGCGGAAGGUUUUCGCACGAUGGCCAAGAUGUUCUUUUUUGCACUGUUACCUCUGCUCUGCGUCGGCGUGCUCACACAAACGGUACACGAACCCAUGACCGAGCAUAUUUAUUUCUAUCCACGACCCGGCGAUGAGGCAUCACAUAACAUUUACGUGAAGCCCACAGAUCUUAUAACACGUCAUCGCUUACAGCUUGUGACGGACUGGCCUUACCCGGGCGUCAUGGGUGGCACCGUACACAAACCCAUCGAUUUGGUCGCCACAGCCGAGGUCAGCUCCCAGCCGAUUUAUUUCCGCAAACGUGACAAUCUCGCCAAUGUCAAACUCAAGCAGAAACAGAAUAUCUUAUAUCUACAAUUGCCGAUGCUAGCGCAGAGCAAUCUUCAUAAUCCUAACGAAAGUGAGAAUAAAGUUUUGUAAUCAAAUCGAAAUACAUAUUUU
This is a messenger RNA of Bactrocera dorsalis (oriental fruit fly), 795 nucleotides long. RefSeq lists its product as uncharacterized. Bases 373 to 774 code for a protein of 133 amino acids. The record is from RefSeq and is a predicted model, not a curated record. The transcript has 2 exons. Lineage: Eukaryota; Metazoa; Arthropoda; Insecta; Diptera; Tephritidae.